AUGCCGCCCCCAGAGCCGCCGCGACAGCCGACGGCGGAGGAGUCGCUGCCGCCACAGAAAAGAAAGCGCAGGCACUCGGAUAAUGAUAUGGGCCCAUCAGGGGGUACGCUCAUGGAAGGGGGUUCCGCGAGAGGAUCAGUGCUGAACAAACGAAGUAGGCCGGGCGAGUACAAGGAUACCCCAGAUCUCAUCGCGGCCCUUCGCGCCAAGUUCGACUCGGAGGACAGCAUCGACUUCAGCGGCUGCUUCUUCGUACAAGAUGGCCCUGCGAACGACAGGAAUCGCGUCAAGGCGGUCAUAGACGAGAUAUGGCGCGCAACGGGGUACAAGUUCACCAUCAAGGACCAUCCGCAACUCAAGGACGGGUUCAAGACGCGCUUAUGGUGCGCCCAGGAUGAGAUUCAGCGCGCGCGCAAGCACAACGGCAGCCUCGAGCCGCGGGUCAACAGCGCGGGCGAGGUGCUCGGCAAGACGCGCUACCCGUGCAAGAGCAGCCUGCAGGUGACAUGCCGCGAGGGCUACGCCCCCAACGAGCGCCAAGUUACCGUCCGCAUCCACCACCACUUCAAGCACCCGCCGUUCACGGAGCAGCUGCCGCCUGAGGCGCCGAGCAUGCUCGUCGCGGCGCAGCCGCAGGCGCCGGUGUACUACAUACCGACGAUGGCGCCGCAAUUCGCGUACUACCAGGUGCCGCAAGGUGGUGCGAACGGUCAAGCUCCGCCAGUACCGCCUGUACCACCACCGUCCUCCAACGCUCCCCCUCCGCCGGAGCCUCAACAAAUACCGGAUCCUCCUACGAGUGCCCAUGGGCCGCCGACCUCCCACCCUCCUGCUACUCAGACGUCUACGAACCACCCUCCUGUACCACCUCCUUCGACGCAUCCCUCAUCGGCGUCGCAUACAUCCUCAGCUUCACAUCCUCCUCAGCCCGUUGCUCAGCCAAACCCUGUACACCCCACCCGCCUCCAUCCCAAUCUUACCCAACCACAUCAAUAUCCGCCCGUGCCACCUCCCGAACCCUCCCCCGCACGUCCGCCCCCCUCGCAACAAGCUCAAGCUCAAGCGCAGCCACCUCCUCCAGCUCAGCCAGCACCUGCUCCCGCGCCCUUGCCCCUACCUCCACAUCCCGCCUUCUCACAUACGCCCGUCGCACUGCCGCCCCAUCUGCAAGCAUACCGCACCCGCAUGCUCUCCCUCAUCACUACCAUGCGCGACUUCUGUGGCGGGCUUGAGUACCAGCUGCAGUUCAACGACUUCCGCAUGCUCGAGCAGCUCGAGACGGAGGGCGCGUCGUUCUUCAGGUUCAUGGAAGCCUGUCUGCAGCGCGAGCGGCCGGCGGGGGCUGCGAGUGGGAAUGGUGGUGGUGGUGGUGGUGGUGGAUCCACUGGGAGUGCAAGUCAGGCUAACGGGGAUGCACAGCAGGCCAAUGGAAGUACGGGCCAAGCCACCGGACACUCGAGGCAGGGCAGCGGGGGCGCGGCGCCGACUCUGGGGCGGAUGAUUCUGCCCAAAGGGUAUCCGGGUCAGGCCCCUAGACACUCGUCGCUCGUCAAUGGGGAUCCGAUUCCGCUCAGCGCGCUUUCGAGUCAGGCGAAUGGGCAUCCUGGCCAGGUGAAUGGACGGUCAAGUCAGCCCAACGGGCGUCCGUCGCAGGCGAACGGUCAUGGACACGAUGCGGCUGGAAGUUCUGGCUCGCCCGUGCACGGAGGGCGAUCUGCGGGCUCUUAGGGAUGAGGUGCUGCCAGUCGGGGCUGUUAUGAUGCCUAUGAUAUCGUCGUAUUUAUUCUCGCUCAUGUCUGCCGCUAUUUCGUUCGCCUACGUAUGUCGACUGGCUUUCUUGUAUAUUCACCAGGGAGUUCUUGUGUAUCCAUGUCACGCCAGGUCUCUUGUGUGUAUUUUGCCUCAGAAUCUUGCCUUGUUGCCAGCACCUGCACAUCCAUGGCCAGCGUUGUCCUCGUCUGCUCGUGGCGAUACAACCGACGCUGCCCGCCGCUCGGAUUUGCAAAGAGUAGUGCUACAUCAACGACGUCGGCCUCGCGCGUCGGUGUGAUGGCUACCUCAGGCGUGCACAAAUGCGGUAGGGCCGACGUCGGGGCGGCGAAGGGCGUUGAAGAUGGCCACUGGCAGGCUGCGAUGGUCGCAGCCAAAGACGGGGGGGGAGGACAUGAUAAUACAAUAGGCGUGGUAUAGAUAUGACAGAACAGAUGUGUGCAAGUUCGGGUAGCAAG
Schizophyllum commune H4-8 is the source of this 2228-nucleotide messenger RNA. RefSeq lists its product as uncharacterized. The transcript is spliced from 5 exons. NCBI's taxonomy places the organism in Eukaryota, Fungi, Basidiomycota, Agaricomycetes, Agaricales, Schizophyllaceae. The coding region runs from base 1 to 1728 and encodes 575 amino acids. The record is from RefSeq and is a predicted model, not a curated record.